AUGUAGUAAGAUCAUUCUCGUUCAGCGGCAACCAGAUACGUAUAUUGCAGAAUCUGGGUGAUACGCACGGCUGGGUUGAAAAGUAUUGAAGGAAACAUUCGCCUUUUUAUUGUCUUUACCAUUGACCAAAUUUUGAUGGCUAUUUGAUCGCAAAAUAAAACGUUUCGUUGCGACAUUCGCAUGUGUUCUCUUUGACGCGACAAGCGGAUAUUUGACACUUCCUCGGAGUCAGAGAGAAGACGAGGCGCUCAAAAUGAAGUACAAAAACCUGAUGGCCAAGGCGUUGUACGACAACGUCCCCGAGUCCCCGGAGGAGCUGGCCUUCCGGAAAGGGGACAUCUUAACAAUCAUUGAGCAGAACACUGGCGGCCUGGAGGGGUGGUGGCUCUGCUCGCUACACGGACGCCAGGGCAUCGCCCCGGGCAACCGCCUCAAGCUGCUGAUUGGUCCAAUGUUCGACGCCCAGUCCCCUAUCGCCCAAUCAUCACCUAUAGGCUCAGCCUACCAGCAGAAGGCCGUGUCAUCGUCCCAGGGGCUGUAUCAGGUGCCCCCGUCCCUCCAGAGCCCGGGUCAGCAAGGGAUCUACCAGGUACCCCUGGGACAAGAUGUGUAUCAGGUCCCCCCUCAGAGGAAUGCCCUGGCUGCAGACAACACCCCCAGCAAGGUGGUGACCCCGACAGGAGUGGGACAGUCCUAUGCCUACAGCGCUGGUCAGCAUAACCAACAGGACCUCUAUGACGUUCCUCCCAUGAGACCACAGGGGGUGUAUGACAUUCCUCCUGGGAAACUGAUGGGCUCACACUCUCCCGGACAACAUGGGAAUGCUCGUCCCCAAGGAGGAAUCUAUGAUAUUCCUCCAUCCACUCAAAUGGACCCUCGGACACAAGGGGUUUACGAUAUCCCUCCCUCCACACAAGGGGUGUACUCUGUGCCUCCCUGCUGGAACACCCCAGCCCUCCAGGAGGGGAACUACGAUUUCCCCCAGCCUCUCAAACAACACAAACAACAGGAGGGCAUCUACGACGUACCCCCUCCCACCUUUACCAAGCCCUCAGCCUCCCUGUCCCCCCAGUCCAACUAUGACUUCCCCCCCAGUUCCCAGCCAAUUGGCCCCCACCACCUCCAACGCCCCGUCGCAAAUGACAACGAGGGAGUCUACGACGUGCCGCCCUCCUCCCACCAGCUCUCUGGGGAGGUGCCUCGGGGGGACCUGUAUGACAUCCCCAGGGGGAUGCAGCAGCCCUCCUCCCAGCAACGCUCCACCCCCCAGGAGAGGGACAGGGGGAAGGGCCAAGGUAUAUAUGACAUCCCCCCUGCUCUGGGGGACGUGACGGAUGGGGUGAAUCGCCUGUCCUUCUCCAGUACGGGCUCCACACACAGUUCCAUGUCCACCUCCUCCACCUCCACGGUCUCCAGCGCUGAGGGCCGGCUGGCCCUGGAUGUGGACCAGGCCGUCCAGAGGCUGUGCCGCCAGCAGCAGGCGGUAGAGGCCUCAGUCGGGGCCCUGCAGAGCCUGGCCUCUUCUCCCCACUGGAGGACUUACCCUUUCAUGGAGCGCCAUACCAACGAGGUGCGCACCGUGCUGGACCGGGUGCGGGCAGCACUGGCAGACUUUGUGGUGUUUGGGAGGGGUGCUGCGGCCAAUGCCACUGCCCUGUCAGACCCCAGCCUGCACAGUAAGCUAAGGAGGCAGCUGGGGAGGCUGGAGGACUCCCAGCAGAUCAUCCUGCAGACCUACCAAAGCCUGGAGAACUGCGGCUGGGCCCUCAACGCCCUGACCAUCUCCAGCGCUUCCAAGCACCAGAUCAAGAGUGACGACCUGGAUCGCUUUGUCAUGGUGUCCAGGACGGUGCCCGACGAUACCAAGCAGCUGGCCUCCUCCGUGGGGGGUAACGCUGAGCUGCUUUUUAGACGAGCACCCACCAUGAACGGGUCCUCCUACCCCAGGGGUGGUACGCCCGAGGAGGCCGUCAUCCACCCUCUAACCUCUCCACCCUCAGAUAGUGAUAAAUACAGGGGCCACACCAAGCCCUUUCCUGUGCCCUCCAGCCAAGACAAAGGGAACAUGAACAAUAGUGAGAAGUGUGUUAAGAGCUGGAUGGAGGACUAUGACUACGUCCAUCUGCAGGGAAAAGAGGACUUUGAGCGGCAGCAGAAAGAGCUCCUGGAGAAAGAGAACAUCAUUAAACAGAGCAAGGUGCAGCUGGGACAGGAACAGAUGAACCAGUUCAAGCAAUUGGAGCAAGAGGUGAUCAAACCAGUGGAGAAUGACAUCACGCAGUGGGUCUCCCAGCAGCACCCGACAGGCCCCUCCUCCUCCCCCUCAGGCCCCUCCUCCUCCCCGUCAGACACCUCCUCCUCUCCCUCCCCCUCCCUGACAGGAGGCAGGGCCCAGCUGUGUGGGCGGGACCGUCAGCUGCUGGGCUUCUACGCAGAGCAGUGCCAGCAGCACUUUGUCACGUUGCUCAAGGCCGUGGACGCUUUCUUUGGCUGCGUGGGCGCUGGCCAGCCGCCCCGCAUCUUUGUGGCACACAGCAAGUUUGUCAUCCUCAGCACUCACAAACUGGUAUUUAUUGGGGACACUCUGUCCAGGCAGGCAGCCACGCCCGAGGUGGCCAACCGGGUGAUGAACUCUAGCAAUGUGCUUUGCGACCUGCUGAAGACUGUGGUGGGAGCCACUAAGACGGCCGCGUUGCACUACCCCAACACAGCCGCCGUUCAGGACAUGGUGGACAGAGUCACGGAUCUCUCACACCACGCUCAACAGUUCAAAGAACAGCUGCUGCAGAUGGCUGCUUUGUGAUAGUUUGUGUUGUCACUACCUGGUCCCGCCUAUUGCACCAUAGCAUCCUAUGUGUAUAUACCGUAUAUAUCUAUAAAUGUAUAUUGCUCGUUGUUAAUCUUAAGAGUUUUUGGGGGGGCUGUUCUGUACAUAUUUGGCUCUAUUUUUGUGUAGAAUGUUUUUAUAUACAGUACCAGUCAAAAGUUUGGAUACACCUACUCAUUCCAGGGUUUUUCUUUAUUUUUACUAUAUUCUACAUUGUAGAAUAAUAAUAAUAAUAGUGAAGACAUCAAAACUAUGAAAUAACACACAUGGGAUCAUGUAGUAACCAAAAAAUUGUUAAACAAAUCAAAAUAUAUUUUAUAUGUGAGAUUUUUCAAAGUAGCCACCCUUUGCCUUGAUGACAGCUUUGCACACUCUUGGUAUUCUCUCAACCAGCUUCAUGAGGUAGUCACCUGGAAUGGAUUUCAAUUAACAGGUCUGCCUUGUUAAAAGUUCAUUUGUGGAAUUUCUUUCCUUAAUGCAUUUGAGCCAAGGUAGGGGUGCUAUACAAAAGAUAGCCCUAUUUGGUAAAAAGCCAAGUCCAUAUUAUGGCAAGAACAGCUCAAAUAAGCACAAAAAAGCGACAGUCCAUCAUUACUUUAAGACAUGAAGGUCAGUCAAUCCGGAACAUUUCAAGAACUUUGAAAGUUUCUUCAAAUGCAGUCUCAAAAACCAUCAAGCGCUAUGAUGAAACUGGCUCACAUGAGAACCGCUACAGGAAAGGACGACCCAGAGUUACCUCUGCUGCAGAGGAUAAGUUCAUUAGAGUUACCAGCCUCAGAAAUUACAGCCCAAAUAAAAGCUUCAUAGAGUUCAUGUAACAGACACAUCUCAACAUCAACUGUUCAGAGCAGGCUGCGUGAAUCAGGCCUUCAUGGUCAAAUUGCUGCAAAGAAACCACUACUAAAGUACACCAAUAAUAAGAAGAGACUUGCUUGGGCCAAAAAACACGAACAAUGGACAUUAGACUGGUGGAAAUCUGUCCUUUGGUCUGACGAGUAAAAAUUUGAGAAUUUUAGUUCCAACCGAAAUGUCUUUGUGAGACGCAGAGUAAGUGAACGAUUGAUCUUUGCAUGUGUAACGCACUGACCAUAGAUUGCUUUGUAUGUUUCUAUUUUUUGUUUGGUCAGGGUGUGAUGUGGGUGGGCAUUCUAUGUUUGUAUGUCUAUGUUUUCUAUUUCUAUUGUGUUUGACCUGGUAUGGUUCCCAAUCAGAGGCAGCUGUCAAUCGUUGUCUCUGAUUGAGAACCAUACUUAGGUAGCCUGUUUUCCCACUUUGAGUUGUGGGUGAUUGUUUUCUGUUUUGUGUGUAUACAUUACAGGACUGUUUCGUUCUCUCUCUUUGUUGUAUUUUGUUCAUUCAGUGUUCAGUUUAUUUACUAACAUUAACAUGAACACUUACCACGCUGCACCUUGGUCUUCUCCUUCUCCCGAAGACAAUCGUAACAGCAUGUGUGGUUCCCACCGUGAAGCAUGGAGGAGGAGGUGUGAUGGUGUGGCGGUGCUUUGCUGGUGACACUGUCAUGAUUUAUUUAGAAUUCAAGGCACACUUAACCAGCAUGGCUACCACAGCAUUCUGCAGCGAUACGCCAUCCAAUUUGGUUUGCGCUUAAUGGGACUUUCAUUUGUUUUUCAACAGUCAAUGAACCCUCUGGAACUUUCAUGACGCACACCUGUCCCCUAUUCCCACUGAUUAGUACAUGUAUAUAUGUUCCCUUUGGUUUCCAUGGUCUUGUCGAUUAUUUUUACAAUGUGAGUGUGAGUACCUGUGCUGUGUGUUUUGGGCUUUCGUGCCUGUGUGGAUUGCACAGAUGAUUACGGGUCUCGUCCCGUGUGUUAAUCAUUGUGCGAGUGUGUUAUUUAUUCGAGGUACUCCUCGCUCUUUUGUUUGGGUUUCAACCCUGUGUUUUUGUUACGUGUUUGUUUGGUCUUCGUCCCCGUGUCUACACGGCACGCCGUAAUUUGGCGCUUAAUAAAAAAAAUAUUACGCAUUCUUGCGUCUGUCUCCCGAGUCAUUCAUGCCAACGUGACAUCCAGGCUGUGUAAAGGCUAUUUGACCAAGAAGGAGAGUGAUGGAGUGCUGCAUCAGAUGACCGGGCCUCCACAAUCACCUGACCUCAACCCAAUUGAGAUGGUUUGGGAUGAGUUGGACCACAUAGUAAAGGAAAAGCAUCCAAUAAAUGCUCAGCAUAUGUGGGAACUCCUUCAAGACUGUUGGAAAAGCAUUCCAGGUGAAGCUGGUUGAGAGAAUGCCAAGAGUGUGCAAAGCUGUCAUCAAAAUAUAAAUACAAAAUAUAAAAUAUAUUUAGAUUUGUUUAAUACUUUUUUGGUUACUACAUGAUUCCAUAUGUGUUAUGUCAUAGUUUUGAUGUCUUCUACAAUGUAGAACAUAGUAAAAAUAAAGAAAAACCCUUGAAUGUGUAGGUGUGUCCAAACUUUUGACUGGUACUCCAUUUAAUUAAGAUAUAAAAUAUAUAGAUAUGAUAUAUGUGUCUUUUUAGGGUGAUUUGGACAUAUUUUCGUAACAUUCCCGUUUCAUAUAUUAUAAAGCACCUAAUGAUGAUGACGUCCUUUUUUUUUUUUUACCUGUAGAUUGUUGACGCACCCUACUGCUGGAAAUGACGUCAGUGCUUUGUGCAAAUCGUUUGAUGUCGCACUCUUUUAUUGAAAAGGGGGUAGGGCUCUCAACAGACAAAGUAAAGGACUGUUCUUACCCAUA
Salvelinus fontinalis (brook trout) is the source of this 5542-nucleotide messenger RNA. RefSeq names its product enhancer of filamentation 1-like. NCBI's taxonomy places the organism in Eukaryota, Metazoa, Chordata, Actinopteri, Salmoniformes, Salmonidae. The coding region runs from base 254 to 2803 and encodes 849 amino acids. Gene Ontology annotation, biological process: cell migration; cell surface receptor protein tyrosine kinase signaling pathway. Gene Ontology annotation, cellular component: cytoplasm; plasma membrane. The transcript has 7 exons. Gene Ontology annotation, molecular function: protein binding. The record is from RefSeq and is a predicted model, not a curated record.